ACAACAAAGGUGCUUCUCAUUUUGCCUCUCUAGAAAUUUCCACUCAUUCAGCCAGAGAUGUCUGUGAAGCACGAUUGGUAUCAGUCUGAGACGAGUGUGGUGGUCACGGUGCUCCUCAAGAAUGCCGCCGAGAAGAACUACAGCGUCAACAUUGCCGCGGAAUCGCUGGACGUCACGGCGGAUGGAUACAGUUUGCACCUGGACCUGCUGAGGCCCAUCAAUCCCGAUCAGUCGCAUCACAAAGCCACCGCCAGCAAGAUUGAGAUCACGCUGAAGAAGACCACCGGCGAGAGAUGGGACAACUUGCAGCGGAAGCUGCAAGAGGAAAAGCCCGUCGAGGCGAAAACAAAGCCAAACUGGGACAAGUUUUGCAAGGAAGUCGAGCUCAAGGACGCCGCCGAGGCGAAGGGCGAGGAAGGCCUGCAGAACCUCUUCCAGAAGAUCUACGGCGACAGCAGUGACGAGGUGCGGAAGGCCAUGAAUAAGUCCUUCUCGGAGUCCGGAGGCACCGUUUUGAGCACCAACUGGGCUGAAGUCGGCUCCAAGAAGGUGGACGUGAAGCCUCCGGAUGGCACGGAGUUCAAGGAAUGGGAGUAAAAGCAACUUUUCACCCUUCUGAGAUGCACAACACCCGAAUUAAUGUUCUUUUCGCAAUGGAAAAAUUCUAGUUUAACCGUUUUAAUACGUAUCGUUCAUCAAUACUCGACAUCUAUCCUGAUUUUGAAUUCAUUUUCGCAUUUUGUGGCCUUGUUUCUGAUUCAAUAAAGAACAAUG
Phlebotomus argentipes is the source of this 774-nucleotide messenger RNA. RefSeq names its product protein SGT1 homolog (gene Sgt1). Lineage: Eukaryota; Metazoa; Arthropoda; Insecta; Diptera; Psychodidae. The record is from RefSeq and is a predicted model, not a curated record. The transcript has 2 exons. Gene Ontology annotation, biological process: protein stabilization. Gene Ontology annotation, molecular function: protein-folding chaperone binding. Bases 58 to 597 code for a protein of 179 amino acids.